Messenger RNA from Racocetra fulgida, 207 nucleotides. The record is from the annotation of a GenBank genome assembly. Lineage: Eukaryota; Fungi; Glomeromycota; Glomeromycetes; Diversisporales; Gigasporaceae.
AUGAUGUAUAGCGUCAUUUGCACCCGUGCUGCUUAUGCAUUAUAUAACCAUAUGGAUCAACUUAAAAAGUCGUCCAAUCAUACUUCUUCUACUGAGCAUGUAAUCAGUCAAAAUGAUCAAGAUAAUACUUAUCAAAAAUUUUCUAGAGAUCCUUUUUCCAAAAGAGGCAGGUCUUAUAAUUUAACAAAAGCUGCUGCUAUUAGAAUG